AUGAAGGAAAGGAGGAGUACGCAGCCGCUUGUUGUGAGGUGUAAACUGGUGCUGGUUGGAGACGUCCAAUGCGGAAAAACGGCGAUGUUGCAAGUCCUCGCCAAAGACUGUUAUCCAGAGACGUACGUGCCCACGGUGUUUGAGAACUACACGGCCUGUCUGGAGCUAGAGGAGCAGCGCGUGGAGCUCAGCCUCUGGGACACCUCAGGUUCGCCAUACUAUGACAAUGUGAGGCCCCUCUGCUAUAGCGAUUCAGAUGCAGUUCUGCUGUGUUUUGACAUCAGUCGCCCUGACACUGUGGAUGGCAGCCUCAAAAAGUGGAAGAACGAGAUCCUUGACUUCUGCCCCAGCACACGGAUCCUUCUGAUUGGCUGUAAGACUGACCUGCGCACAGACGUCUGCACCCUGAUGGAGCUGUCCAAUCAGAAACAGACCCCUCUCACCUACGAGCAGGGCGCUGCUAUGGCCAAGCAGCUGGGUGCCGAGGCCUAUCUAGAGUGCUCCGCCUUCACCUCAGAGAAGAGCAUCCAUAGUGUGUUCCGCACAGCAGCUUUGGCCUGCAUCAACAAACUCCAGGCAGUCCCAAAGCCCAGCCCUACGCGCCGCCUAUCCAAAAGACUGCUGCACCUCCCUAGCAAGUCAGACCUUCUCUCCUCCACCUUCAAAAAGGAGAAGGCUAAGAGCUGCUCUGUCAUGUGAGUGGACGCCAUCUUGGGCUUCCAAAAGGUCUCUCCGAGCCCCUGCCUCUUUUGGUCUUGGGGAAGGGGGGGUGGGCACGAUUUAUCAGGACGUCCUGCUGAAUCCUUCCCCUAAC
Boleophthalmus pectinirostris (great blue-spotted mudskipper) is the source of this 814-nucleotide messenger RNA. It is a transcript of the gene rnd1b, whose product is annotated as Rho family GTPase 1b. Gene Ontology annotation, molecular function: GTP binding; GTPase activity. Gene Ontology annotation, biological process: small GTPase-mediated signal transduction. The record is from RefSeq and is a predicted model, not a curated record. NCBI's taxonomy places the organism in Eukaryota, Metazoa, Chordata, Actinopteri, Gobiiformes, Gobiidae. Bases 1 to 699 code for a protein of 232 amino acids. The transcript is spliced from 5 exons.